GGUUUGGUCCGGUACCUUCUGACUACCGACUCCACCGAGCGUAAUAAUGGUCACAAGUUGCCCAUCUCUCUCGGUACAGAGGCUUCGCUUCGCUUUAACCUGAAUGAACGCCGAACAUUCUACGCCGAAAGAGACAUACGGUUCGAGCAACAAUCCCAUACCGUCACAUACAUCCACUCGUCCCCUUUCCGAAUCUUAUCUGGGCCGGGCCUCCAUGCAUGUUGCAACGACCCCUGACGCAACCUCAAGUCGCUGUCACUCGACAUACUCGUCCAAUCCCCGAAACACAAAGACAAAAGAAGAUCCGUCACAAUGUGGAGCAAACGGGGUGUGUAGCACGAGACUGAACCAAUGUCGAUGCCAAACUGCCGGCGUCUCUGUUCCAGCACUCCAAACCCAGGGAGCUGGGGUCUGCCGUGUAACCAGUCAAGGUUACGCAAGUCAUCGUCAAAAGGGAAUCAGCCAUGACGGCUGUUUGUGUCAUCGAAGCCUCGCAAUAUACAUCGCCAGAGGUACUGCCUGUGGCAGCAAACACCAUCGGUGCGGCGCCCCGAUCCUGCGGUCAACCGUAAGCCCCUCAAGACAACAUGCCCCCCUUACUUUCUUUCCAAGAGCUACCUCCGUCUCUCUCAGCCCAAGCUGCGGUUUUACCCGCCAAUCACCGCAACAGCUGCCCUGCAAGACUUGCUGUCUGCUCUUGCGUGCCAUACCCCUAGACACACACGCACACGCACCGGCAUGUCGUGCCCUGCCGUGUCACUCCGGAGCUGCAUGCCUUCAGCUCACACCUGUCCGCGCCAAUUGCCCGGGCAAGUCCAGCCGCAGCUGCAGGCUCAAAUCUAUCCAACCUCAAGACACUCAAGCCCGAACUUUGAGGAUCCACCGCCGGCCAUGGAAAAGCCAUCGAACUAUGGCCGCCCUGAUCAUCCCCGAGAAGAGGACCGCGGCGAGGAACGCCAAGAGGCCGUUGGACCCCUACCGGCGAGAAUGGCGGCUGAGACAGGGUUUCCUAUCAGAAUCCUGUGUACUCGCCUUGUCAGCAUUCCAUGAUCAUUUCCCAAGGAAGGUAAAGGGUUGUGAAAGCCGAAGAACAAGGGGGGAGUGAAACUCACGCAAUAGAGACGAGACUGUACGCCGACCCGAGCCAAGUCCCCAUGUGCUCGGGGCUGCAAAGCGCAUUGAUGCACGAGACUUUUGGUGGCAGGAACCCUGCAUAUCAGCACUACUUCACACUGCGGCGGCGGCUUCUUCUUCUUCUUCUUCUCCAUUAUUUAAGGGGGAAAACCAAAGGAAUGGCUGGAAUUAGCUUACGGCCUAGGGGACAAAUUUGCCUGUCCCGAUGCCCAUCGC
Parathielavia appendiculata is the source of this 1350-nucleotide messenger RNA. RefSeq lists its product as uncharacterized. The coding region runs from base 104 to 1105 and encodes 333 amino acids. NCBI's taxonomy places the organism in Eukaryota, Fungi, Ascomycota, Sordariomycetes, Sordariales, Chaetomiaceae. The record is from RefSeq and is a predicted model, not a curated record. The transcript has 2 exons.